AUGCUGUAUCUGGAUCAGCCAGUCCAAGUUGGCAUGAGCUACGACAAGCUGACAAACAUCACUACCAACAUGGAUACUGGCGCUGUCAAGGUGGCCAACUUUUCCAGUGCAGUACCUGCUCAGAAUGCUUCCUUCUACGUCGGCACAUACCCAAGCCAGGAUGCCAAUCUCACCACCAAAGCCACGGAAUCAUACGGUGGUCGGUACGGACCGGCAUUCUCCGCUUACUUCCAGGAGCAAAACGAACGCAUCCUCAAUGGCACGUGGACCGAGGCAGGACAGACUCACCUCCUGCAUCUCGAUACCCUAUUGAUCAUCAAUGGUUGCAUCGAUCGCUACGUUCAAUGGCCGGCGUACCCCAAGAUGAUGUAUAACAACACAUACGGUAUCAAGGCUGUCAAUGAAUCUCGAUACGAAGGUGUGAUUGAUGACCUUUACCGCGAGGGCGGGUGUCUCGACCAAAUCGAAGAAUGCCGAAACCUCAGUCUUGCAUACGAUCCAACCAACCAAGGCUUCAAUAGUUCAGUCAACAAAGUUUGCGAAGCAGCAGAGACCUUUUGCAGUGAAAACGUUCGCGACCCCUACUUUGACACGGACCUGAACUACUACGACAUCAGUGUGCCCGGCGCAGCAUCUUUCCCUCCGCCAUGGUAUCAGGGUUGGCUGAACCAGCCUCAUGUGCAACAAGGACUGGGUGUUCCUCUGAACUGGACGCAGUCUAAUGGCGCAUCCUCUCGAGCUUUCCGAAGCAUUGGUGACUACCCACGACCAGGUUGGAAAGAGGAUCUGGCAUAUCUGCUGGAAGAGGGAAUCAAAGUCACGCUCGUCUACGGUGAUCGAGACUACGCUUGUAAUUGGUACUCCGGGGAGCUGCUGUCUCUCGCUAUCCCAUAUGAGAACGCGACCUCCUUCGCAUCGGCUGGGUACCAAGAUCUCAUCGUGAAUGAUACUUAUGUCGGUGGUCAAGUACGUCAAUACGGCAACCUCUCCUUCACUCGUGUGUAUGAAGCAGGCCACGAAGUGCCAGCCUACCAACCCGAAACCGCAUUCAAGAUCUUCACUCGCGCACUUUUCAAUUACGAUAUCGCUACUGGGAAUGUUUCGACAGCCUCAAACCCCACCUAUGGUACCAAAGGUCCAAGUGACGUCUCUGGUAUCAAGAACGAGCCUGUUAUGGACCCUGGCUCGCAAUGUUACGUCCUCGAUCAGGGCCAGUGCACAGCGGCGCAGUGGGAAACUGUGAUGAACGGAACGGCUCUGAUCAAGAACUGGAUUGUGGUAGAUUCGAACUCGAGCUACUUGUUCCCCGAACUGAUGGGCAAUGGUACGAGUCCAGCCAACAGUACUCCGACAGGUGGCAAGCCUUCACAGUACACUGGUGCUGCAAGCUCAUUUAGCGCUCUUGGGAGCGCAGUGCUGGCAGCGGUCAUCUGCGGUCUCGUCAUGGCGUGGUAA
Molecule: messenger RNA, 1455 nt
Organism: Parastagonospora nodorum SN15
Lineage: Eukaryota; Fungi; Ascomycota; Dothideomycetes; Pleosporales; Phaeosphaeriaceae
Exons: 2
Coding region: 1-1455 (484 amino acids)
Biological process (GO): proteolysis
Cellular component (GO): fungal-type vacuole
Molecular function (GO): serine-type carboxypeptidase activity
Source: RefSeq, a predicted model, not a curated record